UGGGGAUCGCGGUGGGUCCUAGGCAGCAGGGCCGCGUGCGCAGGCGUGGAGCGCCCCAGCGGGGGCGGGUUCUUAAAGGGGCCGCAGCGGACGAUCGGGGAGUCGGCGGAAACCCGGGGUCCCCGGGAGUGGGAGUGGGUGAGAAUCGUGAGGUUGCGGCGGAGUCCCUCAUACCCCUGCCCCGGGGUGGGGAUAGGUACUGGGACCCCGAGGACCUUGGACCGCAGCCGGAGGGCCCACCCCGAGCGCCUCAGUGGAAGCGCCUCCCGGUCCCCAGCCCACAACGCUAUGGCUCACGUCGGCUCUCGCAAGCACUCGAGGAGUCGCAGCCGGUCCCGGGGGCGAGAGUCGGAAAAGAAAAGGAAGAAGAGCAGUAAGGAUGCUCCGAGGAGCUGCUCCGCUUCUAGAUCCCAUGGCCGCAAGGCCAGCGCCACGUCCUCUGGGCCGGAGGAGAGAAGCAAACACAAGGCCCGGAGGAGACCACGGUCCAGCCCCUCCUCCUCUUCUUCCAGUUCUUCUAGCUCCUCUUCCUCCUCGUCGUCCUCCUCUUCCUCCAGCGAUGGCCGGAAGAAGCGGGGGAAGCACAAGGACAAGAAGAGGAAGAAGAAGAAGAAAAGGAAGAGGAAGCUGAAGAAGAAAGGCAAGGAGAAGACGAAGGUGCAGCCGCCUGAGGCUCUGCCGGGACCCUCGCUGGACCAGUGGCACAGAUCAGCUGAGGAGGAAGAGGACGGCCCAGUCCUGACGGACGAGCAGAAGUCCCGCAUCCAGGCCAUGAAGCCCAUGACCAAGGAGGAGUGGGAUGCACGGCAGAGCGUCAUCCGCAAGGCGGUGGACCCACAGACGGGGCGGACCAGGCUCAUUAAAGGAGACGGCGAGAUCUUAGAGGAAAUCGUAACCAAGGAGCGACACCGGGAGAUCAACAAGCAAGCCACCCGAGGGGACGGCCUGGCCUUCCAGAUGCGAGCAGGGUUGCUGCCCUGAGAGCCCCGUUAGCUGAGGUCCGUGGACAGUGUCGGUGGCAUGACAGGGUGGGCAGCAGGAAGCCCGAUGGGUGCUGCUUGCCUCUUCUGUGUACUGGCCUCUUCUCAGAUGUAGGGGUGGAGGGGUCACUGUCCUAAUCAGCUCCCCCAUCUCCUGGAAGAGCGCACCUUCCCACGUAUUAAAUGGACCCUGGUUGGAGA
Messenger RNA from Rhinolophus ferrumequinum (greater horseshoe bat), 1181 nucleotides. RefSeq names its product ADP ribosylation factor like GTPase 6 interacting protein 4 (gene ARL6IP4). The transcript has 5 exons. Bases 289 to 981 code for a protein of 230 amino acids. The record is from RefSeq and is a predicted model, not a curated record. NCBI's taxonomy places the organism in Eukaryota, Metazoa, Chordata, Mammalia, Chiroptera, Rhinolophidae.